This is a messenger RNA of Tripterygium wilfordii, 814 nucleotides long. RefSeq names its product ferredoxin C 1, chloroplastic-like. Bases 119 to 547 code for a protein of 142 amino acids. Gene Ontology annotation, molecular function: 2 iron, 2 sulfur cluster binding; electron transfer activity. The transcript has a single exon. Gene Ontology annotation, biological process: electron transport chain. The record is from RefSeq and is a predicted model, not a curated record. Lineage: Eukaryota; Viridiplantae; Streptophyta; Magnoliopsida; Celastrales; Celastraceae.
CAACCCCAACACAGACAUUUCAUUUACCCACCAAACCCAAAACCUUAUCCUGUUAAAACCUCCGCACCAUCUUCUCCACACACUCAUCUCAUUCCCUCCUCUCAAAAGGGGCAAAAACAUGGCAACCCUUCAAUUCACUCCAUGUCCUUCCUUCACUCUCACCAAACAAAAAAGACCCAGCAAGCUCCCUGCCUUGCAUCUCAACCAUCGCAGAUCCUUGUCAACAAAGGUGAGGUCAUACAAAGUUGUGAUUGAACAUGAAGGUCAAUCCAGAGAGCUGGAGGUUGAGCCCGAUGAGAACAUACUAGCCAAGGCAUUGGAUAGUGGCUUGACUGUGCCCCAUGACUGCAAGCUUGGAGUGUGCAUGACUUGUCCAGCAAAGCUAGUGAGCGGCACGGUGGACCAGAGUGAUGGCAUGCUCAGUGAUGAUGUGGUGGAGCGUGGGUUUGCACUGCUCUGUGCUUCUUAUCCGAGGUCUGAUUGCCACAUCAAGACCAUUCCGGAGGAGGAGCUGCUGGCCCUGCAGCUUGCAACUGCCAAUGAUUGAAUCAUAGGUUUGCUCAAUUGGAAGUUUUGGUUUUUGGGUAUUCAAUGUUAUCAUUGUUUGGUGCUGGUAUUGUCACCGGAAUGUUCACAACGUGGCUGACAUAAUGCUUAUUGUAUGAAUUUCUUGGCUUAAUGUAGACUAUAAUAGAGACAGUCAAUUGCACUUGCUGUAAAUGUAAGGAGACCAAGGAGUCUGCGUUUUGAAUUUUGAUGUUUGAACUUUUGAGUUUGUGAUAGCGUCUUGAGGAUGCAAAACCUUUUCGCGAUA